UUAUUUAUUUUUUGUAUACCAAACCUAAAGAAGAGUUAGUUAAAUUCACAAAUAGUUCUACAAGUUAAUUAGCUUGUUUCCUAGGGAAGUAAUGAAAAUGGCCUAUUCAAAGGCUUUGCUGCUUGCCCUUAUUGCUGUGACUCUUGUCAUAUGCUCAGCUCGUCAGUUGGCUGAAUCUUCCACCACUGAGAAAUCACAGUCUGUGGAGGAGUCUAAGUAUGGACACUAUGGUGGCGGCCACUAUGGAGGACAUGGUGGCAGUCACUAUGGUCAUGGUGGACACGGCGGUCAUUACCCGCCCAAAGAAGAGGAGUCCGUGGAGGAGUCUAAGCAUGGACACUAUGGACAUGGUGGUGGUUAUGGACAUGGUGGUGGAUAUAGCCAUGGUGGUGGUUAUGGACAUGGUGGUGGAUAUAGCCAUGGUGGUGGUUAUGGACAUGGUGGUGGAUAUGGCCAAGGUGGCGGUUAUGGACAUGGUGGGGGAUAUGGCCAAGGUGGCGGUUAUGGACAUGGUGGGGGAUAUGGCCAUGGUGGCGGUUACGGACAUGGUGGUGGAUAUGGCCAAGGCGGUGUUUACGGACACGGUGGACAUGGUGGUCACUAUCCUCCAAAUGAGAUAAAAACUUCCCAAGAACAAAAGGGUAACUAAUAAGUAAUGGCUAUAAAAUGUGCGGAGUGUCGAUAUUAUUAUAUGUGAAUAAUGUACUGAUCAAAGAGUUGGGUAUUAUCAUGUUUUUUCUUGUAGUUGGUCAUGUACUGAUCAUCCUUUCAUGUACCAUUUAUAAUUUCCAAAUUAUCCAACAUUAAAAUAAUAAAAUUAGACGUUGUAUUUGAAGUUACAUGCAUGUUAUA
This is a messenger RNA of Chenopodium quinoa (quinoa), 852 nucleotides long. RefSeq names its product cold and drought-regulated protein CORA-like. The transcript has 2 exons. NCBI's taxonomy places the organism in Eukaryota, Viridiplantae, Streptophyta, Magnoliopsida, Caryophyllales, Amaranthaceae. Bases 92 to 649 code for a protein of 185 amino acids. The record is from RefSeq and is a predicted model, not a curated record.